AUGGAUUUGGGUAUGAAAUGGGUACGGGUAUGGGUUUGGCACGGCUACAGGUAUGGGUAUGGCAUGGGUAUGGGUGUGGGUACGGGUAUGGCUAUUGGUAUGGCAUGGGUAGGGUUGUGGGUGUGGGAUGGGUACGGGUAUGGGAACGGGGGUGGAUAUGAAUAUAUUGGCAUGGGUAUGGGUUGGGUGCGGGUGGGUACGGGUAUGGUAUGGAAUGGUUACGGGUAUGGGUAUGCCAUGGAUUUGGGUAUGAAAUGGGUACGGGUAUGGGUUUGGCACGGCUACAGGUAUGGGUAUGGUUGUGGGUGUGGGUACGGGUAUGGCAUGGGUUUGGAUGCGGGUGGGCACGGGUAUGGGUUUGGGUGUGGAAUGGGUACGGGUAUGGGUACGGGGGUGGAUAUGGAUAUUGGCAUGGGUACGGAUAUGGGGUUUUAG
Messenger RNA from Bursaphelenchus okinawaensis, 435 nucleotides. The record is from the annotation of a GenBank genome assembly. Lineage: Eukaryota; Metazoa; Nematoda; Chromadorea; Rhabditida; Aphelenchoididae.